UUAUUAUUUGCAUGUAUAUAAAAGUGGUACACAGCGCAUAAUGUGUAUGAAUAAUAAGUAAGACUAGGAAAUUACUCGCCAGUCAACAGUUAUAAUUAUCUGAAAAACUUCUUUAAAAAGCUCCUAAAGAAAUAAUGAGUUUGACCAAAUGAUUUACUUCAAAAGCUUGUAGCUAUAUAACCCGCAAGGGAAAAUAAUUGAUUUUAAUUGGUGAUUUUUAUAUCAAUGAUGCCCAAGGUAUGCAUAAAAUAUCCAGCAGGGUUUGGGGGCAUUUCAUUGAAAAUUUAAGCGACAAUAUGAUCAUAUAUUUUAAUCUCUGCUUGCAAACACACCCCCUUACAUUCAGUGUUGUGGCUUCAGCCCCCAAAUCACCGGGGGGGGGGGUUUUGGUUGUACUAGUUGCAAGUGUCAUCUUAAAAGUUAUAAUUUUGUUUAAUAUGAUCAUAUAUUUUAAUCUCUGCUUGCAAACACACCCACUUACAUUCAGUGUUGUGGCUUCAGCCCCCAAAUCACCGGGGGGGGGGGUUUUGGUUGUACUAGUUGCAAGUGUCAUCUUAAAAGUUAUAAUUUUGUUAAGUGUGAAUACAGUAAAUUUCACCCCAAGCGAAAACGGCUGAAUUUAAGACUAAUAAUAGUCGUAAAGAUAGAAAUCCAAUACCAGCUAAGCAGAGUUCUUCCCUGGUAUUAUGUUUACAAAGAGAUCAUAGGCAUUUGAAAUACUUUACUUAAAUUAUAGCAUUAAUACCAGUGUAAAACAAGUUCCCCCCCUUAAUUUGUUCAAUUACCUUUCCAAAAAUAAAAAUACAACUAUUUAGCAUGGUAUUAUAAAUAAGAUACUGUAUUGAGCAUUAAUUUUAUAAAUACCUAAUGAAAUAGCAAAUGACAUUUUUU
Molecule: messenger RNA, 891 nt
Organism: Lymnaea stagnalis (great pond snail)
Lineage: Eukaryota; Metazoa; Mollusca; Gastropoda; Lymnaeidae
Source: the annotation of a GenBank genome assembly